AUGAAUAACCCUGUAGAAGGUGUUUUCUCUCAUUUGAGGCGCACAGGAAAUACGAAUGGAAUAAAACAUGAUGCACAAAUAGAGUCUAUGGACGGAAGCACCAACAUCAGUCUCGACGAUGAUGAUGAUGGGUAUGCUAGUGAUGACCUCCGUGGGAGACUUCGCAUGAUGGGGGAUAUCCCCCCGGGAAGACAUAAAGGAAGGAAAAAAAGAAUGUUCAGAAUAAAGAAAAAGAAAGCACUGACACCAUUGCAUAAUGAUGAUUUUGCCCAAGGGGGGGAAGCGAAAGUUUCGGACGUGGUGCUGGACUCAUUUGCAAUAACAAGAAAGCAAAGGCGCUCGCCACUUCUGGGAAAGGGGGUCGUGGAGAGCUCCAACAUCCAACUGACUAGCACAAUGAGCAACAAACUGCCUCCCGCCCUUUCCAUGUUUGCCACGAAAGCUGUUGACGGACUGCUCGGUGGCGUCCACAAACACAUGCAAGGGCCGUUUGCUCUAGACAUCGAUGGUACCAAUAACUCUCCGCUCGCCAGUCCGAUUCUUACUCCAAAUCUGUACUCAAACAUCAGCACCCCAUUCAAUAUGAGCAAUGGCAUGCCUACGGCCCCUGCCCCGAUGCCUCCUCCUAAUCAGGGGGCACAAGUGCCCCUUCCCACUGCGCCACCCCAACCCCCCACUGUCGCGCCAGCGGGUUCCGCAGCGGCCUCUCCAGCGGCCGCUCCAGUGGCUUCCGCAACGGCUUCUCCAACUAUACCCGCACCUGUCGCCACCGCAGGAGUGCCCCCCCCACCGAGGAUGCAACUCCCCCCGAACGCAAUGGCGUACCCACAAAUGAGUAUGCAAAAUGUUAUGUCUGCAAAUCAGAUGGCCCAAAACCCAGCCUUCAACAUACACCCCACUGCUACGAAUUUAAGGGAUGACCCAGGGAAUGUGAACUAUAAUGAGGUCGUCACGAUAACGAUCGGCAUCGUCAUUUGUCUCUUUCUCUUCUGUUUCGUCUUUGGCUGCGCGGUGAAGAUGUGCAAGCCGGGAAAGAGACGGCGCUGA
Plasmodium inui San Antonio 1 is the source of this 1047-nucleotide messenger RNA. RefSeq lists its product as hypothetical. The transcript has a single exon. The coding region runs from base 1 to 1047 and encodes 348 amino acids. NCBI's taxonomy places the organism in Eukaryota, Apicomplexa, Aconoidasida, Haemosporida, Plasmodiidae. The record is from RefSeq and is a predicted model, not a curated record.